Molecule: messenger RNA, 2184 nt
Organism: Lindgomyces ingoldianus
Lineage: Eukaryota; Fungi; Ascomycota; Dothideomycetes; Pleosporales; Lindgomycetaceae
Product: pantothenate transporter liz1
Exons: 3
Coding region: 450-1985 (511 amino acids)
Biological process (GO): transmembrane transport
Cellular component (GO): membrane
Molecular function (GO): transmembrane transporter activity
Source: RefSeq, a predicted model, not a curated record
UCUUCGGCCCUCGCGACACCGUUCAUCGGCAUUUGAGCAUCCUGCUCACGGCUUAUGACCUCUCAAAAAACUGGGUGUAGCAGGAUCUUCCGAGGAUCUUACUAAAGGGUUAUACGUGAACAUCGGCGUUCACAAGGCCGACAGCAUGGCAGUUGGGAGCGGUAGGCCAAACACCCGGGAACAGGUGGCAAUCCUGGAUAGUGUAUGUGGGUAAUCAAGCUUUCAUUCUGCAUCCUGGCUCCGAUCUUUUGGUGUUGUAUAAAGGUGGUUACGCCCCGCUCAAAGUCGUAUUCAAUGUUUGGGUUUCUCUCUCCUCUGUUUGCUUCACCUCUCGUCGUGACCGUUGCUUUCGCGAGAGCCUCGUGAUCUGAUCCCCUUCCUCUCAAGACCGAGAUCCCGAUUACGGAACCUUCGCUCCUAGUUCUAGUUCCAGCUCGCGGUCCAGCAAGAUGUCUGCCGAUGUUGAUGGUAAGCUCGCUAUCGAUCACAUCUCAGACGACAAUAUUCCGACAACAAAUGACCCUGGUCAUGGCGCAUCGCACUCAAAACUCGAACCACCCGCGAUGGUUGCUGCAAUGUCUCAGGAGCAGAGAAUCGAGGCUGAGAACAAGUUGAGGAGGAAGAUUGAUACGAGACUACUACCGAUGAUUAUUCUGAUGUAUAUCAUGAAUUACUUGGAUCGGAAUAACAUUGCAGCGGUGAGGUUGGCUGGCCUGCAGGAUGAGCUCCAGUUAUCAAGUACGCAAUAUCAAACGAUUAUUUCGAUUCUGUUCGUAGGGUAUAUCUUGAUGCAGAUUCCGUCGAAUUUGUUCCUUAACAAGACAGGCCGACCAGCCAUCUAUCUCCCCACAUGCAUGAUUAUUUGGGGUAUAAUUUCCGGAGCUACAGGCGCCUGCCAGAACUUCGGGGGCUUGGUAGCAUGCCGAUUUUUCCUCGGGUUCAUCGAAGCUGCGUAUUUUCCCGGCUGUCUUUUCUACCUCUCGUCUUGGUACACUCGAAAAGAGUUGGGUUUUCGCACUGCAGUCCUGUACUCUGGGUCACUUGUGUCGGGAGCUUUCGGUGGUCUCGUAACUGCUGGGAUUACAAGCAAUAUGAAUGGCACAAAAGGGCUCCGCGCUUGGCGGUGGGUGUUCAUCAUCGAAGGCGUCAUCACGGUUAUUAUUGCUUUCACAGCUUUCUUCAUCUUGCCCAACUUCCCACGAACGACGCCCUGGCUCACGGAAGAAGAGCGCCAACUUGCUGUUUACCGUCUUCAAGAAGACGUCGGCGAAGACGACUGGACAUCGUCAGCCUCGCAAUCGUUCUUCCAUGGCCUAAAGCUCGCCCUCCUCGACAUCAAAACCUGGGUCCUAACUGUCCUCCUUCUCUCCAUCGUCUCCUCCGCCUCCGUUACAAACUUCUUUCCAACUGUCGUCAAAACCCUCGGCUACGGCAAUGUCGAAACCCUCCUCCUAACCGCCCCACCCUACGUCUUAGCAGUCAUAACCACCUACCUCAACGCCUGGCACGCCGACCGUACAGGAGAACGCUUUCUCCACAUCUCCCUCCCACUUUGCGUCGGCGUUGCGGCCUUCAUUCUCGCCGCCGCCACCCACUCCACCGCACCCCGCUAUGUCGCCAUGAUGCUUAUGGUACCCGGCGUCUACACCGGAUAUGUCGUUGCACUCGCCUGGAUCUCCAAUUCACUGCCCCGGCCAGCGGCAAAGCGCGCAGCAGCACUCGCAUUCAUCAACGCAAUCUCCAACACCUCCUCCAUCUACGCAAGUUAUAUGUAUCCCCAGCCGAAAGGUAAAAAGCAGCCAGAUUUGACAAUUCCGCUAAGUGUGGAUUGUGCGACGGCGGCGUUGGCGAUUAUUAUGGCGGCGGUGAUGAGAAUUAUUUUGACGAGGUUGAAUAAGAAGUUGGACAGAGGUGAGCAUGUGGAAGGCGCGAUUAAUGGAGUGCCCGGGAUUGCGCAAGAGUUUGGGUUUAGGUUUUUGGUGUAAGUUUGGGAAGUGCUGAGAGUCAGAGUGGGUGUGGGAUCGAGAGGGCUGUGUUGCGGGAUGUGUGGGAUAUAGAUGGAUUGGGAUUCAUGGUUAGUGCGAGAGAGAGAUGAACUGGUUUCAAUGAAAUUUUUGAGCUUUGUUGAUACUCCUACGAUUUAGAAAUGUUAGAGUCAAUUGUGUUGUGACUUUGCUUCUGCUG